Pelagomonas calceolata is the source of this 1662-nucleotide messenger RNA. The record is from the annotation of a GenBank genome assembly. NCBI's taxonomy places the organism in Eukaryota, Pelagophyceae, Pelagomonadales, Pelagomonadaceae.
AAGAGCUUGGGCAAAAAGCUGCCCGGCUUGCGCGAAGCGCUGCACGUCACAGAGCGCGUACCUGCAGGCAUCCCCUGAGCCGCUGCCCCACCUGUGCGGCACGCAACCCAGCCUGUCGACACCUGCCAGCGACGGCGACCGCGAUGGCCGCGCUGCGGGCAGCCCUCCUGGUAGGCUGCGCGGCGGCGUAUGAGAGUGUAGCGGUCUUCGAGCUCAAUGCCGAGACCAACUACAUCUUCACGACAGCCAUAGACGUCAAGGUGCUCGCCGUCGGCGUCGGCCUCGACGCACUGGAUUAUUACGCUCUCGACGAGGCAAAAACAUUAGCCAGCGGCCUCUCGAAGUGCAACAAUAAUGCGUCAAAUCCGCAUGAUCUCGAGGUCACGGCCUGCGCCUUGUUCGUCGCCGGCGCGACCACAAUAACGACGCCCGCGGCGACGGACCCGCACGCGGGCCACGACCACGGCCGGCGAUUAGCAGAGGCGACGGGCUUCUUCGCGUUCUUCUUCGAGCACGGGCUCGAUGAGAUCGAGGUCUCGACGCACUACCUCAAGGACGCCGCCGGUGUUGAUGUGGAGCCCGUCUGCACUUUAGGUGAAGGCGUCGAUCCCCACGCGGGCCACGACCACCGGCGGCGCCUCGCGGAGUGCGCCGCACCAUUGUCCGACAAGAACCAAAACAAAAAGGACGCGCGCGCGUGGCGCAACGCGACGCUCGCAUCGUUUUUGGUCCUGGCCUGCACGGUCGUCGGGGCGAUAUUGAGGUUUGCCUUUGGCGUGGGCAAGCUCGAGGAGAACGAGCCCUUCACGAUGGGCGUGGCGGCCUUCGCCGUGGGUUGUUUAUUGGCGACGGCCUUCUACCUUCUGCUGAUCGAGGCGAGCCAUUUGUUGGCGGUUUCCUACCAGACGGAGGUGCAGGGGAACUGGCGCUUCGGGACUUGUGUGCUCGCGGGCUAUUUGUUGGGUAUGGUGUCGGCGGCGGCGGACCCGUCGCAUUUGUACGUGGCGGACGACUGCGAGGAGCCGUGCUGCCAGAUCGAGGACGGCGGCGGCCCCGAGAGUUCAGAUAUCAUCAAGGCGGACGCCGUGAACACGGAACGGCCCGCGAGGAAGGUCGACGCGUCGUUCUGCUUCGCGAUUUUUCUUUCGGACUUUCUGCACAAUUUUGUGGACGGCAUCUUCAUCGCCAACGCGUUUCUGGACUGCCAGCAGUCCAAGGGCUGGACCGUCGCGUCGUCGACGGUGGCCCACGAGCUCGCCCAAGAAGUGAGCGACUUCUUCAUGCUCGUGACGCGCGGCGGCCUCACGACGGUACAAGCGCUCGCCGUGAAUGUGGUGAGUGGCGCCUCCGUCGUUAUUGGGGCCUGGUGGUUUUUGUGGUUGGAGCCGGGCAACGGCGACCGCGGCAUGCUGCUGGCCUUCAGCGGCGGCGUCUACGUCUACGUCGCCGCGACGGAGUGCGCGGCGACGUUCGUGCACAAGAACCCGACGUGGCGCCUCAAGCUCCUCAACACCGUCCUCUUCAUCAUCGGAGCCGUCGCGAUCGGCCUCGUGCUCCUCGACCACUCGCACUGCUCCGGGGACAAGGAGGUCGAGGACCCGCACGCAGGGCACAACCACUGACUUGCUCCCCGUUGCCUUACUACUAAGUUUUAUUUAUUCU